GAAACGAGUUUUUCCGGCGCUUACAUCCGGGUCCCUUGUCGCUGAGCGGGGUUUCCCGCCCUUUCUGUUGUGUGAGGAGUAAGGGCGCGGGGCGGGGAGCCAUGAAGUGUGUCAUUGGGGGGACGCACCUCAGAGUGUUUGGGAGAGCAGUGCACGCCAUCGCGCGGGUUAGUGACGAGUUCUGCUUUGAUCCCAUAGACAAAGGUCUUGCCUUAAGAUCAGUGAAUUCUUCUCGGUCAGCAUAUGCAUAUUUCUUCUUCUCGUCCAUGUUUUUUCAACAGUACUGCUGCACAGCUGCAUCUCGGCCGUGUCAGAAAGAACAACAGUUGUCACUUGCAUGUAAAUUGAUCAUUAAGUCAGUUCUUCCUAUAUUCAGAUGUGUAAAUGUGCUGGAAAGGCACGUGGAGAAAUGCAACAUUUACACUGAUGCUAAAGAUCAUCACAUAACCUUUCAGCUCCUCUGCAGAAAUGGUAUUGUAAAAACACAUAAUCUGGCUUUUCAAGAAUGUGAUCCAUUGCAGGCUGUUUUUGCAAAGCACAUGUGUCCAAACAUCCUUAGAGCCCACUCCAGGCUGCUGGCUGAUACAAUGGUUCACUUUCCAACAAGUCAAGAAGAAGUCACCUUAUCAGUUACACCAACCAGGGUUUGCUUCAAGAGUUACACUGAGGAAGACAUGGACUUUCCAAAGACAAUGGUUACUGAAAUACAACUGAAUCCAGAUGAAUUCGACUACUUUCAAGUUGGAGUCAAUUCUGAAGUGACGUUUUCCCUUAGAGAACUAAGAGGACUGCUAGCGUUUUCAGAAGCUACCAGCGUUCCUGUCUCAGUCCAUUUUGACAUGCCUGGGAAACCAGUUGCUUUCAGCGUUGAAGACAUGGUGCUGGAAGCCAGCUUUAUUUUGGCUACGCUGUCUGACAUCAGAAGUGAGAGGGCUUCCCAGGAGCCCAUGAGCUGCUCACAGAUGCAGGAAAGCUCAAAGAUACACGUGGACAAAUCUGAGAACCCCUCCACUGAUAAGGACAGCGAUGCCGAAGCAGUUGCUUCCAAAAAGCCACGAUGGAAUGGAGAUGCACAGAACGCAGCAUCGGGAGCACCUGCAAGUGCCUUGACAAAGCAGGAGGUUACAGCCAUAAUGAAAACAGAUGACCAAGCAGUGCUGGAAGCAGAGUCUCCUCAUCACAAGUUCCACUCGCUGUUCUUUGGAGCAGUUUCUUUUAAGGAGAAGGAUGCCAUCAACCCCGCCUUCCAUAGUUUAGCAACAGCUAGUGACACAGAAGAGGAUUUUGGCAAGACGCAGAGCUCACAAGUUCUCUAGUAACGUGGAGUGUAUGAAUCUAAGACUAACGUGGGCUGCCCUGAAAGCUAAGUGUGUAUUUGGCAUGGUAUAGAGCUGUUUCUAGCUUUAGAAAGUUUAAUUCUGUUAUGAAAGCAUCCUGAAGUUCUUAAGCAAGUUAGACCUCAAUGGAAACUAACUGUACUUGUACUGUGAUCAUUCUAACACUGAGGAUGCUGCCCUAAUACAAAGUUAGGUUGUUUAGUUUUGUAUAUUUUGUUGAUACACUGCUUUGUAUGUCCAGCUCUCCAGUCUCACAAGAGAAUCAGAACCGAGUCGGAGCUUCACACAAAGGAAGCUGCUCAUGUAAAGUUACAAACACUGCAAUAAACCACCCACUCUGGUAUAGCUGAAUUAUUGCCUAUAUGAUUGUUGGUAUUAUGACAGAAACUUGGUAGAACUAGUACUUGCUGAAAAGAAGUUGGCAUAAAAGUGCAUUUGAAAAAUAAAAAACGAUGUGAUAACUGA
This is a messenger RNA of Numida meleagris (helmeted guineafowl), 1802 nucleotides long. RefSeq names its product RAD9 checkpoint clamp component B (gene RAD9B). The transcript is spliced from 11 exons. NCBI's taxonomy places the organism in Eukaryota, Metazoa, Chordata, Aves, Galliformes, Numididae. Gene Ontology annotation, biological process: DNA repair; cellular response to ionizing radiation; DNA replication checkpoint signaling. Gene Ontology annotation, cellular component: checkpoint clamp complex. The coding region runs from base 102 to 1316 and encodes 404 amino acids. The record is from RefSeq and is a predicted model, not a curated record.